UGGCUGCAUGUGCUGCGCUGUGUUUCCAAAUGGCAGACCGAAUCAUUCAUUUCUACGCCAGGCCAGUCAGCGUCAACAUCAAGGUCGGUUACAAUGACACACUGAUAUAUCCCGCAGUGGCCAUCUGCAACUCCAACAGCUUCAGAUUAACUAUGGCAACAGAGAUGGGACUUUACGAACGCCUUGACAAUUUCUACAAUAAACCAGAGGGCCAGAGGGGUGGUGAUACGGCCUUAGAUAAUGAAGACCUUGAGAGUAUCAUCCCCAAACUCGCCCACCAGCGGGAGGAUUUGAUUAGAGAAUGUUGGUGGGGCGCAGAAAAAUGCACCAUACAAGAUUUCAAACCGUUGAUUUCCGACUAUGGGAUGUGUUAUGUGUUCAAUACUGACCCAUCCGAAGACUUGAUGCGCAAGGCGCAAAGCACAGGUACAUCCCACGGCCUCAACCUUCUCCUUAACACUGAACAGUAUGAGACGAUGGCAGGACCAAACUCAGCCAGGGGAGUUCGUUUACUCAUUUACGACCAAAUGGAGGUGGAGCGGGUAGCAGACCUUGGAGUCAAUAUACCUGUAUUCGCAGAGGCCCAAGUUGGUCUGCAGUUUUCCAGGAUUCACAGUCUUCGUGCUCCGUAUGGCACAUGUGGUAAAUCGCCUCUGAAGUGGCACAAAUAUUACACCCUGAGCACUUGUCAGAGGGAGGUGUUGAUGACUGAACUUAUGAAGAGGUGCAAGUGCGUUCCGGUCGAGAUGGCUGUGGGUGAUCUACCAGUGUGCCCCCUAUCAAAGUACGAUUCAUGCUAUUUGCCAGCAACAUCAGUAAUCGACGACGACUGCCACCACCCUUGUAUGGAAACCAUGUUCACUACAGAUGUCUCCACGACUGGUUUCUCCGAAUCUGUCACAACCAUCAUGGCGAAUGAGGCGGCAAAGGACAAGACACUAACUGAGAAGUACAGAAAGGCGAAGCUCACAAAUGAGAAGGUUCAUCCUUUGAUAGUCACUCGGGACCGAUCCGCUAUCCAAAGACUCAUGUACCUCCACGCUCGUAUGAUUAAUAAAACAGGCACCGGAAUUAGUAGCAUGGAAAACCUGGACGUUUUCGUAGACGUUUUCAGGCCCCGGUUGAAGACAUUUGUCCUACAGACCGAUGAAGCCUCGCGUUUGAAGGUCUCCAACUUCAAAUACGUGAUCAAUCAGGAACUUUUGGGUAGUUAUUUGCAGCCAAAUCUGGUGCGUCUGAGGUUUAAGAUAAAGGGCCUCUGGGAACGGACACUGAAGUACCUGAAGGAUAUCAUGGACAAAGAACAAGACAGGAAAAAUACCCUGGGGUACCUCGAGUCCUAUUUCAGUGAUGAUAUUAGCAUGGUAUCGACAUGCGUGGACGAAAUCAAGUACACCUCCCUGCCAAUCAUAAAAGGUAACGCAACCGUGGUCGACGGAAAGGAAAUACCUAGGAAGAAGCUUGAAGCAUUCAAGAUCGAAAUUGUGGAGAUAUUCGAAAAGUUCAUCAAGGCUGGUUUGGACAUUUCGUCAGAGAUGAUAUCAUUUCGAUACACUGUAAUGACUAUGUUGAAGAACCCGUACAAUAAGGACGUUUUUAUGAAGGACUUUGAAAAGUUGCAGAACCUCGUGGAUCUUCUCCGCAAACACUUUGAAACUUUUCAAAUGGCUACAACGGGAGCCACUGAAUUGAUUAAAAAGGUGUGCGAUACUCUUUUGUCGUCUGUCACAACGCUUGUAGGAGACGAAGCAUUCAUGGGAAAGGAGUUAGACAACUUAGAAGCUUUGCUGUUAGACUUUAGACGAACGAGGAAAACGUUUAAAUCUGAAGCAAUCGAGGAGAUGUUUAGAAUCGUGACAGAUGGAUUGGCCGAGAUUCUUCCUCAUUGGACGCAGGUGACGAAACUGGAAGCGAUCCGUCUGCUCUCCCCUUCACCGAUGUACUCCUCUGCAACCUAUACAUAUAAAUCCUGCGUCAAUCUCUUAACGCCCAUUAAUAACAAGAUUGUCACGAAGGGGACCGCCAUUGAGGAGAAGAUAGCAACCAUCAGGAAGCAUAUUGAAGAGUUGACGACUGAUACUGACCCCGCGUCAGCUGAGGGCAAACUGAAACAAGAUGCUUUGGCGGGACUGACGGAACUGGACGACAACAUCGGCGGUCUCAGCGGCAUGCUGGACGCCUCUAUCCCGUUCUUGGAUUAUUUCGAACAAUAUCUGGCCGACGUUGUCAAGUUUAACAGCACAUUGGAGAUAGAUGAAGCGUUUGUAAGGGCCAAUUUUGUCGCGCUGAAGAUAUACUACCAGCGCCUGAGCUACACGGAGAUAAAACAAUUCCCUGGUUACGGAGGUUUUGAUAUGAUGAGUGACAUUGGAGGCUCGGCUGGUCUCUUCCUUGGGGCAUCCUUCCUUACCAUUCUCGAGCUGCUCUACCACGCCUUCAGACACCUCAAUGCCAACUCGAGGAAACCAAGCAGCGCGAAAGCGGACAUAGCUGAGACCAACACCAACUCGACACAGGUUUUCACUAUUGUGCAGUGAUGUGAGUACAGAAAGGCAAUAGCUGCGAGCAAAGAUGAGGGUCGCAAAAUCUCCUCCCCGUGGACCGGAAUGCUUCACACCCUGGAAUGUAUGCGCGAUGUUUUUGAGUGUAUAUAUCGCAAGCCAUAUCUGAGGGAUUUCCGGCCACUCAUUUUUGAUAAAGAUGCGAAGCACAUAACGCGCAAAAUGACAUACAUAUUGAAUCAUAGCAUGAAGAAUUACAGCUGUAAAGGAAGGGCCGGCAAUGGUUUUCCAUAAAUUUCACCUGUAUGACCAUAUUUGUUGUUUGGUAUAAGAAGCGAAGCACACAUUGCUCACAAAAUGAUCAUAAAACUUAUUUGAAUCGUAUUGCAUUUCAU
Messenger RNA from Lineus longissimus, 2896 nucleotides. RefSeq lists its product as uncharacterized. Bases 30 to 2537 code for a protein of 835 amino acids. The transcript is spliced from 9 exons. Lineage: Eukaryota; Metazoa; Nemertea; Pilidiophora; Heteronemertea; Lineidae. The record is from RefSeq and is a predicted model, not a curated record. Gene Ontology annotation, molecular function: ligand-gated sodium channel activity. Gene Ontology annotation, biological process: sodium ion transmembrane transport. Gene Ontology annotation, cellular component: plasma membrane.